This is a messenger RNA of Schistosoma turkestanicum, 683 nucleotides long. NCBI's taxonomy places the organism in Eukaryota, Metazoa, Platyhelminthes, Trematoda, Strigeidida, Schistosomatidae. The record is from the annotation of a GenBank genome assembly.
AGGCUGCUGAAAAUAUGACUCUAGGUGGACCUCCUAAUUUAGUUGGAACACCCCCAGCUCCUCCCCACACAGGUUAUCAAUCAUCUCUUAUGAAUGUUGUAUCCAGUCUAAGCGGAGAUGGUCGAGAUUUCGCUCGCAGUUUAGGCAUGGUAAAUCACGUUCACAAUGCUGCAACAAGGUCACUUAGUAUGAAUGAUUAUCCAAUUCCUGGGUCUGCUUGUCAAGAAGAUCGUUCUAACGAUUCUCAAUGUUUAGGCCCAAAUACUGAUAAUUUGAGUUCAAAUUUUAUGGGUCCAUCAUCAUCAGUUUCCUCAUCUACAACACAAAAAGCUCCUAGUAUUGCUGGUGCUGGACCAUCAAUCAACUCUCCUGGUACAUUGUCAUCAGUUGAAGAAAAUUGUAUUAGUGAAGAUGACAAUAUGGAUCUAGAUAUGUUAAGUGAUGUACUAAUUGAUGGGAAUGAAAUGACUUCAGUAGCUUAUCAAGAACCGGAAUAUUGGUGUUCAUUAUAUUAUUAUGAAAUGAAUACACGUGUCGGCGAUACAUUUCAUUGUUCUAGUCCAUGUUUAACAGUUGAUGGUUUCACCGAUCCGAAUAGACAUAAUCGAUUUUGUUUAGGUCUAUUAUCCAAUGUGAAUAGAGGACAUCAAAUUGAGUUGACAAGAAGACAUAUUGGUAAGUUG